AAGAUAUAUAAAGGCUGACUGGUCUCUGUCUAUUGUCUCUUCAACUGCUCUGCCUCUCAACACUUCAAAAGACAAACUCCAGUUCACUCAUCCUCUCCGCAUCAGGCAUUGCUAAGGCAAAGAUGAAAUCACGUUUUCACUUGGCUUUCUGCCUCUGUUUGAUCAGUGGACUGUUGAUUUCAGAAACCUGGUCUACAAACGUGGAAAAACGCAGCGCAGGCUGUCAUGGGGGUUGGAGACGUUAUGGCGCUCGAUGUUUCCUUCGUGUGGGCUUUGCAGCUAAAAUGGAUGAGGCAGAGCGCCACUGCAUUGAUCAUGGUGGACACCUGGCCUCAAUCCACAGCUACGGUGAACAGCAGUUUGUUAGCAGUCUGGCUGGUGGACGUUCCUGGAUUGGGUUGCAUGACUUAAUAUUGGUAAGAAACUGUAAACCAACCUUGUAA
This is a messenger RNA of Centropristis striata (black sea bass), 443 nucleotides long. Its product is annotated as type-2 ice-structuring protein-like. The transcript has 6 exons. Lineage: Eukaryota; Metazoa; Chordata; Actinopteri; Perciformes; Serranidae. The coding region runs from base 123 to 443 and encodes 106 amino acids. Gene Ontology annotation, molecular function: signaling receptor activity. The record is from RefSeq and is a predicted model, not a curated record.